AUGACCGAAGCUGACGGCGAAAAUCUUCAUGCCGAGACCGGGGAGACAGAGGACUCGCAGAACGAUGAGGAUGAUUCACCAGCGCAAAGAUCGCGGCGGCCAAUGUGUGCAAAAUGUACACGGCCACAGCGGGCAUGCAUUUGCUCGAGUUUGCCAUCGUCGCCGGUUAGACUACCAUCUGGGCUGGAGAGCAUCCUCCUGCUUCGGCAUCCAAAGGAGCGGCGGCAAAAGCACCAAAGCGCCUGGAUCUUGGAACGCUGCGUGAGCGGAGUUCGGCAGCACGUCUCAAGACGACUGCCACGAGCCCUGCAGUCCAAGAGUAUACCUUCGGGGCUGGAACAUAUCUACGAGCAGCCGCAGAGUUGCCUGCUGGUCUUCCCUGGUGCAGGUGCCAGACCUUUGCGAGAUGUUUUGGACCCGGGCGUGAAGCACCUAAUUCUGGUCGAUGCAACUUGGCGCUUCGCGCGGGAGAUGGCUGCUGCUGUCCCAGAGAAGGACGACCCCUUGGGCCGCAUCCGCCGCGUGGAGUUGUCCCCUCCUCCCGAGACACGGCCUGUCUUCGUGGUGCGAAAGCCUAUGCUUCUGGCCAGAGAGGAAGAGGAGCAGUGGGGCUUCAGCACUGCAGAAGCAGCUGCUUUGGCCAUCGAUGAAGUGGCUCAGCUUCGCCGCACCCCCAAAGAGGACGCCGAUGCAGAGUCUGGGUCCGAGCGCACAGCAUGGAAUGUGGUGACUCGUGCGCUGAAGGCCUAUGCUCAGAUUCAGCUGCAGCAUACGGAGGCACCUCGCAUGAGAAGUGAGAGGCCCGGCUUCAUCCCCAAGCUUUACGACGGACAUUUCAAAGAGUCCUGACAUCCGCGACGUGGCGAUGUCUUGUGACCUUGCCCUUCAAACUGGGACAGGUCAUUAUCUUCUGUGGGGGAGUGAUUUUCAAAUCUCCACUUGAGCCAUGUGGAUCGAAUCUUGAAGGCGGAAGUUCAAGCUUCACUUUUUGGAUUGACAGGUGAUAUCAGGUGAUAGCCCGCAAAACUGCAUCAUCGCCAAACGGCCUGAUGUGAUAUGUGUACAAAAGAGGCUGCGUUUGAGGCGGGAAUCAUCAGCUGCACUAGAUUAAAU
Cladocopium goreaui is the source of this 1113-nucleotide messenger RNA. The record is from the annotation of a GenBank genome assembly. NCBI's taxonomy places the organism in Eukaryota, Dinophyceae, Suessiales, Symbiodiniaceae.